Molecule: messenger RNA, 1485 nt
Organism: Telopea speciosissima
Lineage: Eukaryota; Viridiplantae; Streptophyta; Magnoliopsida; Proteales; Proteaceae
Product: haloalkane dehalogenase
Exons: 12
Coding region: 62-1192 (376 amino acids)
Cellular component (GO): chloroplast
Molecular function (GO): catalytic activity
Source: RefSeq, a predicted model, not a curated record
UACCAAACCAACUAAGCGUGUCUCUUCGUUGCUGCGAAGGGCGAACUCCGUAAUCUUCUUCAUGGCUUGCUCUCUACUUUCUCCAUCUUUCAAGCUUCGAAGCUCAAUAUUAGCAGGCGAUGCCAUGAGGAAGCAAAAGAAGAAUUGGAGAAGCAAUAUAGUCAGGGCUGCUGCUACAGAGAAGAACGGCAAUGGCGGGAAGAAAGAAGACGAUGGCCCCUCCUUUAAUCCCUUCGGUUUCGUCACCGAUAAUCCGUCUAGCCGAGGAGCUAUACAGCUUCCUGAGGUCCCCGCUGAGGACGGGAAUGUCGGCCAGAUGCUUUAUAGAAUAGAAGAUAAGGGGAGGGACUAUGGUUCUUACUUCAAAUCUGGGGAGUUUGUAUGGUUUGUGAGAGAAACAGGAUCCUCUGAGAGCCGGCGUGGCACUGUCAUUUUCAUUCAUGGGGCUCCAACACAAUCUUAUAGCUAUCGAGUGGUUAUGGCUCAGAUGGCAGAUGCUGGCUUCCACUGCUUUGCACCUGAUUGGAUAGGAUUUGGUUUUAGUGACAAGCCCCAGCCGGGUUAUGGAUUUAACUACACAGAAGAGGAGUUCCAUGUGGAAUUUGAUAAAAUACUUGAUGUGCUGGAUAUAAGCUCUCCAAUUUUUUUAGUGGUUCAGGGGUUUCUUGUAGGUUCAUAUGGAUUGACCUGGGCCUUGAAAAACCCAAGCAGGGUUUCAAAGCUUGCAAUUCUUAACAGUCCACUGACAGAGACAUCUCCAGUUCCUGGAUUGUUUCAACAGCUAAGAAUUCCACUUUUUGGUGAAUUUACAUGCCAGAAUGCUGUUAUGGCUGAGCGCUUUAUUGAAGCAGGUAGCGCGUAUGUAUUGAAGGUGGAAAAGGCUGAUGUAUAUCGUUUACCAUAUCUAUCAAGCAGUGGACCUGGAUUUGCAUUGCUUGAAGCAGCAAGAAAAACUAACUUCAAAGAUAUAUCAGGCCGAAUAUCAUCUGGCUUUUCCUCUGGAAGAUGGGAUAAACCAAUACUACUUGCCUGGGGAGCAUCAGACAAGUAUUUGCCUCAAUCAGAAGCAGAAAAGUUUCAGAAGGGAAAUCCAGAUGUUGUCAAGAUUAAGAUGAUAGAAGGUGCUGGCCACAUGCCACAGGAGGAUUGGCCUGAGAAAGUUGUUGAUGCUUUAAGAGUAUUUCUUUACUGAAUGCAUGAAUGGCAUCGAUAUUGAUGUCUCAUGUCUGAGCUUGCAAGAACACUUGUACCCAUACUGCAAUUCCAUGGCGCUAGACCAGGAAGGGCUUGUCCAUAUAAGAUUAUUCAAGGUAUGGUACAAGGAGCGAUCUAACCUCCAAAAUAGUUUUUUCUUUAGUUUGUGACACAUGUCUGUUCUAGGACUUGUUCCAGGCACUUACUGAAAGUCUGCCCAAACAUAAGGCAAUGGUCCUUGUAUGAAUUCUUGUUUGGAAACUGCAAAACCUGAAAAUGCUGCUGGAUUUG